CCAUCUCCCGUUUGCCAUCUGCCAUCUGCCGUUUGCCAUCUGCCAUCUGCCGUCUGCCGACCAGCACCUUAACCAAGAUCGUCCUGAGCGAGCCGUACACCCACCAGCCCCGAACACCGCAAUGAAGCAGAUCGUCGCCCUUGUGCUUGGUGUCGCUGCCCUCUUGGGAUGCAGUCAUGUCGCAGACGCUCGUGAAGUGCCAUCCAAGCCAGCGCCCGCACGGGUUGUUGCCGUUGGUGACUUCCACAGCGACUAUCCAAGCACCCUCAAGGUGCUGAUGCUCGCCAACAUCACCGACAAGAAUGGUGACUGGGUUGGAGGAUCUACAACCUUUGUCCAAACGGGCGAUGUUGUCGAUCGCGGGCCCGAUACUAUCAAGCUCUACGAUAUGAUGCGGCGUCUCCAGAAGCAGGCCAAAGAAGCCGGCGGGCGAGUCGUUCCCCUUCUCGGUAACCACGAGGUCAUGAAUAUGGCCAACGACCUGCGAUACGUGACCCCGGAGGACUUUGCUUCGUUUGGAGGCGACGAGCAGCGUGCGCACGAAUGGAGUGCCAAGGGCGAGCUGGGUUCAUGGCUCCGGGGUCUCGGCAUCACCACCAAGGUCGGCGGCACGGUAUUUGUCCAUGGCGGCAUCCAUCCGUCUUGGGCCCGGCACGGCGUCCGCAAGCUCAACGAAAUGGCCAGGGCUGCCUUGACUCUUCCUCCCGACCAGAUCCAUCGCCAGGCUAUCUUUGAUGGAAAAAGUCCCAUCUGGUAUCGCGGUUAUGCAUCCAACCCAGAGGCAACCGAGUGUGCCGUGCUUGAGCAAGCUCUCAACUACUUGGGCGCAAAGCGCAUGGUCGUUGGCCAUACGCCCCAGCAAAGUGGCAAGAUCCUCAAGCGCUGUGGCGGCAAAGUCUUUGUGAUCGACGUCGGCAUCAGCCGUUACUAUGGCUUUGGAUAUGCCGCACUCGAGAUCCUCAACGACGAGACCGUGAAUGCGCUCUAUCCCGACAACGGCCAUGAUGAGUUGUGACUCGCGGCGGGGGCUCUGUUGAUGGAGUCUCCCGAUUCUGCUGGACUGCCGCCAAUGGUUCGGCGACCCUGAACAUGAAAGCGCACAUCCUUCGAUAGAGCUGCAUAGGAUCGUGCCGUCGACAGCGAAUAUCACAUUCUACUCUGGGCGCCUGGCCCUGCACGUCGAGUGUUUGCCCAUACAUAUACUUGGCGGCGGACAUGGCCGUGCAAAUCCAAAUCGCAGCUCGGGCAGCGCCAUAUCGACGGAGCAACUUGGGC
Molecule: messenger RNA, 1275 nt
Organism: Polychytrium aggregatum
Lineage: Eukaryota; Fungi; Chytridiomycota; Chytridiomycetes; Polychytriales
Product: Metallo-dependent phosphatase-like protein
Exons: 5
Coding region: 122-1015 (297 amino acids)
Molecular function (GO): hydrolase activity
Source: RefSeq, a predicted model, not a curated record